This is a messenger RNA of Annulohypoxylon maeteangense, 2156 nucleotides long. RefSeq names its product something about silencing, SAS, complex subunit 4-domain-containing protein. Gene Ontology annotation, cellular component: SAS acetyltransferase complex. Bases 174 to 1937 code for a protein of 587 amino acids. Lineage: Eukaryota; Fungi; Ascomycota; Sordariomycetes; Xylariales; Hypoxylaceae. The transcript is spliced from 2 exons. Gene Ontology annotation, molecular function: histone acetyltransferase activity. The record is from RefSeq and is a predicted model, not a curated record.
UUUGGGUUUGAGAACAUUGAAAAUUUCUUGAAGUCGAAUAACCUAUACACUACUUUGUACCUAGUUCAUGUCAAUGUCAAUGCGCAAUUGAGGAAUACCAUACCAUAUCCCAUUUCAACCUCUCGUUCUGUGCCACCAAGAGAUCGCCAUGCCAAUUUCUUGUACAUCAAAUAAUGGCCACCUCUACGCGACGAGUUGAAUCGCUUCAUCGUUCGCCAAAACACUUUCAGCAGCACAUCGUUCAUCAUCCGCGACGCGCCCACCUUCAUCAAGACAGACACAACAAUUCAACUACUGCAAAUCUAGACGCCAACAGCGUGGCUGCUAAACAUGCUCAUGUUAUCGCGACACAAAUCAAGACGCGAAAUUCGCAGAACAUCUUACAACAACCUAGCCCGCCGCGAAUGAAGCGACCACUCGACCCCAUUGCGAACAAUUACGAACCUCACAAGGCUAAGAGAACUCGAAUAACGGUUGAGAUUGUAGCCAGACCCAUCCCACCAUCCACUAGCUCUCAAAAGACCAUCACUGUUAGGACCCAACCACAACAACAACAACCCCCUAACCCUACUACUAUCAACGAACCUCCCACAACUACAACCACGACAUCGACCGCCGUCACAACAACCCAGAAAUCGCAUAAACUUCCUCACGUUCCACAUCAAGAUUCCAAGACGGCGACAGCAAUAGAACCUCCGUUGAAAAAACACAAGGCGAAGGCGAUUAAUGGAAUUAGACAUGAAUUGGAUAAACUGCAACCAAGUGCAGCUGACACCAGUUCGGCAAGAGAACGGCCCGGUCGCAAAUUGAGGUCACAAGAAGCGACGAGAUUCAAGAGUGAACUGUCGGCAUAUUUCCCCGAUUAUGACGAAGUAAUCGGCAAUGAUCCUAAAGAACAGCAUAUCCUCAAUCUUGAUACCCCAAUCAUCAUCGUCGAUACCCAUCCCCUCCCUAGCACUUACAUUCGUCAAUCACAAGCCCCUAUCCCCUCUCCACAUCCAGCGCUAGGCUCCUGCGACCAGCCCCGCUGCGAUACAGUGCGAACAUACGGAGAUCAUCUAUUCAAUAACUUACACGAUGCACAACGAAUUAGCUUUGCCUUUCUCCAGACGCGAUACAACGGCAAAGAUAUCGGAGAUCCUCUACCAGCUUCUUACUUCGAAUCUGCACACAAGAAAGCUGAGAGGCUAGAGAAGUCUAUUCGUAAUACGGAGAAAGGCCGUGCGCAACAUGAGAAAGAUCAGAUUAUCCGAUUGCUCAACGAGCUGCAAGGUCACGAUUGGUUGAGGACUAUGGGCGUUAGUGGUGUUACCGAAAGUCGCAAGAAAACAUUCGAACCUGCUCGAGAUCAUUUCAUCAAGGGUUGUCAAGUAAUAUUAGAAAAAUUUAGGGUAUGGAGUCAGGAAGAAAAGAAGAGGAAGCUAAUGAAGGAGAAAGCCUUGGCGGAAGAGGCAGAAAAUGAAGAGGAGGUUGACGAGGAUGAAGGGGCCCAAUUAGAUGAAGUGGGGGAAACAGAUGAGGAUAUAUCAAUGGUUGAUGUCAACGAAGAAGGUAAUGACAUCCCUGACGACGUUAGCAAUGGUGAUCCUCCGGAUUACAGCGACGUUGAUGCAUCCGCGAAGCAGCUUCUCGAUGAGGCAUUGGCACGGGCAAAAUAUACGGCCUCAAGUUCAAAGAGAUCCCGAGGUGAACCUCCACCAAUAUCAGCGGAGCCUCGUGUGACAAAGGAAUUCACCUCCUUCUUUAACAAGAAACAUCUGCGCGAUGCAGCCCUCAGCAAAGGUCGACGAAGAGGUAGAACCGUCGUGGCCUGGGGUCAUCCCAUACCAGAUAUGAUGGAAGGCGAGUUUGAAUUACCAGAAGAAUACCGAGAUAUGGAGAUUCUGAAGGCUCACGAAAGACAAAAGAGGCGAGAGAGACGCCAGCGCCAACAUUAAUCCGGCGCCUCGAGCUUUAAGCUUAGAAGCAUCAACUUUCUACAAGGCUCUUAAGUCUAGUGCUGUCCUCAUCUCCAGGGUUGUGGUAUUCGUGUGGAUGAUGUCUAAUGACUAGCAGUUUGAGCUCCCAAUGGUUGAGCCAAACACAUACCUUGAUUUAUUCAUGGUCAUGCAUAUGCAUUUGCUAGGGACAUUAAGUGUACUAUCAAGACUUGCUCA